Messenger RNA from Danaus chrysippus (African queen), 513 nucleotides. The record is from the annotation of a GenBank genome assembly. NCBI's taxonomy places the organism in Eukaryota, Metazoa, Arthropoda, Insecta, Lepidoptera, Nymphalidae.
AUGGGGGGUUUGUUAAAUCGUCUCUGGUGGGGAGGAGAUCCGGAUGCUGUGAAUCCUGUAUCUGGUUUAUCCCGUAGAGAUGUGUUCGCUGUGCAGAAGUCCUGGGCGAUUGUAUAUUCCAAUCCACAAGCAAAUGGCAGCGAGCUAUUGAAAAGAUAUUUCCGAGCGCAUCCUGAAAGCAAAGAAUUCUUCAGAAUGCUCCGCAAAUUAAACGAAAAUGAAUUUGAUGCUAAUCAUCAGUUCAAGGCGCAUGUCAUGAGUCUGAUGAGCUCCUUGAAUCUAGCCAUUACUAAUUUGGACCAGCCGGAGGUGGUGGCGGCAAUGAUGAAUAAGCUUGGCGAAUCACACGGCAGGAGAAAAAUAGAGGAGCAAUACUUCCAUGAUCUCAAAGGUGUCAUCGUUAAAAUGUUCAUAGAAGUUUUAAAACUCGACAACAAGACUCUCACGUCCUGGGGAAAAGUGGUAGACUUCCUUUACAAACACAUCUUCGUAACUUUAAAACCUGAUUCUUGA